This is a messenger RNA of Olea europaea var. sylvestris, 2057 nucleotides long. RefSeq names its product protein IQ-DOMAIN 1-like. The record is from RefSeq and is a predicted model, not a curated record. Lineage: Eukaryota; Viridiplantae; Streptophyta; Magnoliopsida; Lamiales; Oleaceae. The transcript is spliced from 7 exons. Gene Ontology annotation, molecular function: protein binding. The coding region runs from base 244 to 1569 and encodes 441 amino acids.
UCAGCUGGCCCCCACACCUUGCCAAAAAAUCCCUAUUCUAAUUCCAUUCCAUGGCUUCUGAGAAACCCCAAUUAUGAUUACAAUUUCAAUCAGAAAUUCUUCAUCUGCAUUGUUGAUUGAAUCUUCUUUGACGCAAUUAUAACAUUCUUCAUUUGUUGAAGACGGAUUGACGAUUUGUAUGGAUAGAUCAACUGCAACCUCCCAAAGGCACGGAAAGUGAAGGUCUGGAGUUGAUCAAUAGUCAUGGGUGGCUCUAAGAAAUGGAUCAAAGCAUUGUUCGGUUUAAAGAAACCAGAGAAAUCACAGGCUUCAAGGAAAGAUGAAAAUAUAACCGGGAGCGUUGGUAAUCUUCAGCAUAAAAGAACACAUUCUGUUGAGAUAGAUACCAACAUACUACAGGAUGAGUUGAAUCGAAAUGUUGCUACAUCAGUUGAAGAUGCAAACUACCAAUCAGAUUCAGAAUCUGCUAGCUGCCCUUCUACCUCACUUCAGGUGCAAUAUGCUGUUCCAGUUCAACAGAAGAUGAGAGAAGAAUGGGCAUCCACACGAAUCCAAACAGCUUUCAGAGGAUUUCUGGCUAGACGAGCUCUACGGGCUUUAAAAGGAUUGGUGAGACUUCAAGCUCUUGUCAGAGGACAUGCUGUAAGAAAGCAGGCUGCCAUUACACUCCGUUGUAUGCAAGCUUUAGUGAGGGUGCAGGCUCGUGUCCGAGCGAAGCGUGUUCGCAUGGCACUGGAGAGUCAAACAGCACAACAGAAACUUCAGCAACAACUCGAACACGAAGGUCGUGUCAAAGAAAUUGAAGAAGGGUGGUGCGAUGGUGUUGGAUCUGUUGAAGAAAUUCAAGCCAAGUUGUUUAAGAGGCAGGAGGCAGCCGCUAAGCGUGAAAGAGCAAUGGCAUAUGCUAUGACUCACCAGUGGCAGGCAGGUUCAAGACAGCAAGCAACUCCUGGUUUUGAACCCGAUAAAAGCAGCUGGGGAUGGAAUUGGUUGGAGAGAUGGAUGGCUGUUCGUCCAUGGGAAAACCGCUUUUUAGACAUUAAUUUAAAGGAUGGAGUGACGACUCCUGAAAAUGGAUUGUCUAACACAAAGAACGGAACCCAAACUCAGUUAAAAUCUGCCGAGAAGAAACUGUUGUCAAAUCUUGCAAAUGAGAAAAUUGGUCCCUCUCAUUCAAGCAUUAACUCAAAUAUCUCCAAUGAAAAAAGGCCUCUAUCUCAUUCUGAUGGUUUUAGUUCUUCACCAAACAUGACUGCAAACAUGCAAGAAACACCAGUUGCACUAAGGUCUAAACCAAUUCUUGAAGACUUGGCCGAGGAAGCUACCUCAAGGCCGAAUGUUGAUUCAAGAUCACGUAGCAAUCCUAAAGAGAGAUCCAAUUCUUCAGAUAAACCAGGAAAGAAGCGGUUGUCUCUGCCUAGCAGCGGUCUAGGUAGCGGGGUUCAAUCAACCAAGCAACAAAGUAGAACUGCCGUCAAAAGGUCGCCUUCUUCCCAUAAGCCUGUCAUGGGUAAAUCCAAAUCAAAUGAAAAUGGUGUAAAGCCUUCAAAAUCCAGUCCACAGAUUUGAUACUUAGCUUUUAGAUAAUCACAUAAGAUCGUAUCAUCAUCUUCUGCAACGGCCCUUUUUGCUUGUACAUACCGUGAAGAGAUGCUAUGUCGUUGUGUGAGUUCGUGAUAUCUCUUGCACCAUUACUGAAUUUAAGAGAUGGGUUUGUUCUCGAAGAAAUAAUUGUAUUAUCGUAUUUAUUGGUUCAUUCCAGUGCAUGUUGAGAAAGUUUCCUCGUAGUUUGAAUGCAGCGGUCGUUCCUCUGUUCCAUCAUCAUAAGUCGAAAGUGGAGAACCCGCAAGUUAAAAAGUGACUGUUGUAAGGUUAAAUAGGGAGUAUUAGUUUGGGAAAAAAUGCGUUCUGAUAGUUCUCGUUUCAUGGUUUGUAUUGUAUUGUUGUAUGAGUUUCUGCCAUUUAGGGAGGUGUGAUGAUGUUGUAUUGGAGGUUAUGCUCUUUUGUUCAUUUAUUUUUUUGGGAAAUGAUUAAAUCGCUCCAAAACUCGAACCUGA